AUGGAAAAUAAAUAGUCCCUUUAAAUUCACAUAAACUUAACUUAGUUUAUUUAAAAAUAGAACAAAGAAGAAUAAUCAGCAAAGUUAUAUGAAGAUUGGCAUCAGUUAAUAAAACUAAAAUUAUAAGGCAGCAAAUAAGAUGAUACUCGCAAAUUAAUUUAUGGAAGAUUAUCAGAAACUUAAUAAAAGAGUAGAAGAUUAACACCAAAUCAGACUAUAUAAAAAGACUAAGAUAUCAUUAAAGAUAUAUAAAAUAUUAAGUUUAGAUUGCAUAAAAUAGAUUGA
Messenger RNA from Paramecium pentaurelia, 285 nucleotides. Lineage: Eukaryota; Ciliophora; Oligohymenophorea; Peniculida; Parameciidae. The record is from the annotation of a GenBank genome assembly.